AUGGAGGCGGGGCAUAAUCCUGCCCACCCCCGGCCAUGGGGCUCAGCCACCAGCCCCACAACAUUUAGGAGGAGGUCUUCGGGUAUCCCCAUGGGUCAACCUGGCAUCCUGCCCCACUCUGGGAUCCCUGAGGUCCCCAUGAGGGCCCCCACACUUGCCAUGGUGGACUCCAGCAGCUCCAUGUCACAGUUCAGCAUGCAGCAGUCCUUUGAGCCUCCUGGGCAGCACCCACAGUGCUAUGCCACCGGGAGUGCCACCGGGAGCAGUGGGAAGGGACCUGUCUGCACUCCUGGAGGGUGGGAAGCUGGGAUGGGGCAAGGGUCCCUCUGACAGCCCUGUGCCCCCAGUGGGCACCCCUAUGCUGGGCUGGUGAGCCACCUGAGGACAAGCUGGCUCUCGGGGAGGACACGGCCCAUGGAGUAUCGUGUGGCCCAGCUGGAGGCCCUGGAACGCUUCCUGGAUGACAAGAAGGAGGAGAUCCUGGAGGCCACUGCCUCAGACAUGGGCAAGCCAUGCUUUGAGGCCUUCUUCAGCGAGAUCCUCCUCUGCAAGAACGAGCUCCACCAGACCCUGAACAACUUGGGCCAGUGGAUGAAGGAUGAGCAUGUGGACAAGAAUCUGGUGACCCGGCUGGACUCAGCCUUCAUCCGCAAGGACCCCUAUGGGGUGGUGCUCAUCAUUGGGCCCUGGAACUACCCCAUCCACCUCCUGCUGGUGCCCCUCAUUGGGGCCAUCGCUGCUGGUAACUGUGUCAUUAUCAAACCCUCUGAGAUAAGCAAGAGCACUGAGAGGCUUGUGGCUGAAUCACUGAGCUGCUACUUGGACAAUGACUGCUAUGCUGUGGUGACAGGUGGUGUGCAGGAGACCACCAGACUGCUGGAGAACAAGUUUGACUUCAUCUUCUUCACUGGCAGCCCCUCGGUGGGCAGGGUGGUGAUGACUGCUGCUGCCAAGCACCUGACACCAGUGACGCUGGAGCUGGGGGGCAAGAACCCCUGCUACGUGUCUGACAGCUGCCACGUGCAGAACACCGCUCGGCGCCUGGCCUGGGGCCGCUUCUUCAACGCCGGCCAGACCUGCAUCGCGCCUGACUACGUCCUCUGCAGCUUGGAGAUGCAGGAGAAGCUGAUGCCAGCCCUCCGGGAGGCCAUCGCCGAGUUUUACGGCCCCAACCCUCAGGAGUCCCCAGAUUUCGGCCGCAUCGUGGGGGACAAACACUUCCGCCGCGUCCGGGCGCUGCUGAGCAGCGGGCGGGUGGCCAUGGGAGGCCAGACGGACGAGGAGGAGCUGUACAUCGCUCCCACGGUGCUUGCAGACGUGCUGCCCUCAGACCCAAUCAUGCAGGAGGAGAUCUUUGGGCCCAUCCUGCCCAUUGUUGUUGUGGCCAACAUGGAUGAAGCCAUUGACUUCAUCAACGCCCGGCCGAGGCCCUUGGCCAUCUAUGCCUUCUCCUCUGACAGCAAGGUAGUGAACCAGGUGCUGGAGAGGACAAGCAGCGGUGGCUUCUGUGGCAAUGACACCCUGAUGCAUGUUACGUUGACCUCGCUGCCCUUUGGUGGCAUUGGGAACAGUGGCCUGGGGAAGUACCAUGGCAAGUUCACCUUUGACACCUUCAGCCACCAGCGUGGCUGCCUGCACCGCAACAUGGGCCUGGAGGCCCUCAACACCCCACGCUACCCUCCCUACAGCCAGCAGAAGCUGGGGCUGGUGACAGCCACCUUUGAGAUCAAGCGCAGGGGCACAUGCACCAUCCUCUGA
Indicator indicator is the source of this 1758-nucleotide messenger RNA. RefSeq names its product aldehyde dehydrogenase family 3 member B1-like. The record is from RefSeq and is a predicted model, not a curated record. Gene Ontology annotation, biological process: aldehyde metabolic process. Lineage: Eukaryota; Metazoa; Chordata; Aves; Piciformes; Indicatoridae. Gene Ontology annotation, molecular function: aldehyde dehydrogenase (NAD+) activity. Gene Ontology annotation, cellular component: cytoplasm. The transcript has 12 exons.